UGAUCUGCAGUUUUUUCAAAUGCGUUUUACCAACAGUCACAUUUAAAUCACAAAGUAGAGCUAGCUGCACUUUUAUUCUGAAUAUUCUAGGAUAUCAAAACUUUAUUAAAAAUGUGUUGUUGCUUAUCAUUUUCAUUAAAAAAUAGAAUUUAAAAUGAGUUCUAUGUUUAAGAAAACAAGUAUUUUUUUCCCAUUGAUGUAGGUUUUGCUGGAUGUUUUAAAAAUUUUAGAGAUUUGUGUAUCAGAAGACAAUUAAAAUGUGGCUUCCUACAGGAACUACUUUUAAAGCUCUAUUUGUAUUCCUUCUGAUGAAAGAGAUCAGUGGAUUCUCCUACGAUGACAACCCGGAUAUAGUGAAUUUAACGCCUUCAAACUUCAAUUCAGAAGUUAUUGCAAGCGAUGACGUUUGGAUUGUCGAGUUCUAUGCAAAAUGGUGCCCUCAUUGUCAAAAAUUUGCUCCGAACUGGAUUGAUCUGGCUUCAAGAAUGAAGGGCAUUGCAAAAAUAGGGGCUGUGGAUGCUCCCAAGUAUCGUUCUCUGGGACAGAAAUAUGGAGUCAUGCGAACACCCACAAUCCUUAUCUUUGGUGCAGACAAAGAAAACUACAAGACGUACCAUGGCUCAAGAUCAGUGAAGGAAAUGGAAGCUUACUUCCGCAAUCUUGUGUCAAAGGAAAAGUCUUAAAGCAGAAGAUGCUUACUCUUUCAGACUCGAGCAGAAAUAUAUUUCUAAGAUUAUUUUCAACUCUUAUCGAGAGUGUGAACAUACUUUUGCUUGAAUGUAUUUGAACAUCUUACUAAUAAUAAAGCGGAAAGUCUCUCUGU
Uloborus diversus is the source of this 823-nucleotide messenger RNA. RefSeq names its product protein disulfide-isomerase A6-like. The coding region runs from base 258 to 683 and encodes 141 amino acids. Gene Ontology annotation, cellular component: endoplasmic reticulum lumen. The record is from RefSeq and is a predicted model, not a curated record. The transcript has 4 exons. NCBI's taxonomy places the organism in Eukaryota, Metazoa, Arthropoda, Arachnida, Araneae, Uloboridae. Gene Ontology annotation, biological process: response to endoplasmic reticulum stress. Gene Ontology annotation, molecular function: protein disulfide isomerase activity; protein-disulfide reductase activity.